AUGGCAGGCCUGGGACUUGCAGCAUUGGCUCUUGUACCACUUGCCUCAUCCCUGACAUGCUGGCGGGACACCAACUGCACAGGCCCAACCGACACAGCUUUCCCAGGACCAUGGGAAGCGAACAACUUCUCGCCCGCAAGCCGUACUGUCUCUCCAGCCACGGUGUUCUCGUUGGACGACACAUCCGCCACCACACCCUACCGAGGAACCUCUCAACUAGAAGGCAACGGCACCGCACUAGUCUACGAUUUCGGCAUUGAAGUGGGCGGGAUCGUGACAGUCAAAUACAGCACAACAGGCGGCUCUGGAUCCCUAGGUCUCGCUUUCACAGAAGCAAGAAACUGGAUCGGUCUAGCAAGCGAUUCAUCCAAUGGCGCUUUCGGCAGCUCGAAUGCGUCUCUGAGGAACAACAUCGACCAAGGCUGCAACGAGGGAGCUCUUCACGACUACUUCACCAGUGCUGGCAAUCACAGCUAUACGAUGGACUUGCCACAUCUCCGAGGCGGGUUUAGAUAUCUCACCUUGUUUCUGCUUACAAACAGCAGUGGCACAGCCCUUGAUAUUAACGACGUGACGCUCGAAAUCGGCUUCCAACCUACCUGGUCCAACCUCCGCGCCUAUCAAGGCUACUUCCACUCCGACGACGCCGAGCUCAACAAAAUCUGGUACAGCGGCGCCUACACCCUCCAGACCAACAACGUCCCUACCGAUACUGGAAGGUGGAUCCCCGCGCUGACUUCUGGUUGGGCAAACAAUGGGACACUGUCCAAUGGCUCGACGGUGAUAGUCGAUGGUGCGAAGCGUGAUCGUGCCGUCUGGCCGGGCGACAUGGGAAUCGCUGUCCCUUCCACUUUUGUCUCGAUCGGUGACUUGGAGAGUGUGGUUAAUGCGCUAUUGACCAUGUAUGCACAUCAGAAUAAGGAUGGGAGCUUUCCUGAGGCUGGGCCACCGUUGUUGCAGCAAGGGAGUGAUACUUAUCAUAUGUGGACUAUGAUUGGGACGUACAACUACGUGCUUUACACAAAUGAUACAGCUUUCCUACAGCAUAUCUGGGGCCAGUACCAGUUCGCUAUGGAAUAUGUCUACAAGAAGGUCUUGCAGCCGGAUGGUCUGCUCAAUGUAACCGGUACCCGUGAUUGGGCUCGCAAUCAGCAAGGUGGCAAUAACACCGAGGCCAAUAUGAUAUUGUACCGCACCUUAAUCACUGGCUCUUCUCUCGCGACAUGGGCAGGCAACAGCUCUCUCGCUUCGACGUACACGGCGCGAGCAGAGACGUUAGCAGGCAAUAUCAUCAAGAACACCUAUGAUACCGCCUACGGUGCGUUCAAAGACAAUAACACGGACACGACCCUGCAUCCUCAAGACGCGAACAGCAUGGCGCUCCUCUUCGGUGUCCUCUCCAACACCUCCUCUCAAGCUCAAUCUGUCUCCGAGCGCCUAACAGAUAACUGGACACCCAUUGGUGCUGAGGCGCCAGAGCUGGUGAACAAUAUCAGUCCCUUCAUCAGCAGUUUCGAGAUCCAGGGUCAUUUUACUAUCGGACAGACCGAUCGUGCGUUGGACCUGAUUAGGAGGAGUUGGGGCUGGUAUUUGAACAAUCCGAAUGGGACGCAGAGUACGGUUAUUGAGGGGUAUUUGACUAACGGGAGUUUCGGGUAUAGGAAUUAUCGAGGGUAUAAUUACGAUAGCUCAUAUGUGAGCCACGCUCAUGGCUGGUCGUCGGGUCCGACGAGCGCAUUGACGAAUUAUAUUCUUGGGCUUGAGGUUACGGGGCCAGCGGGUAGUGAGUGGAGGUUUGCGCCGCAGUUCGGAGACUUGACUAGUGUGCAGGGUGGGUUUAUGACGAAGCUUGGGGUGUUCCAAGCGUUGUGGAAUGUGACGGAUGGCGGACGGGGAUAUGAGGCUUCGUGGAAGGUGCCAGAGGGCACGACGGGGAGUGUUACGCUGCCUUCUUUGCCUGCUGGCUGCGACGGAAAUGUUACGUGGAAUGGAAGGCAUCAUGGUCGAGUUGGCGGGCGGGGUGGGAUGAAGUCGGGUGCUGGUGGUGGGUGGCACAAUGUGCGAGUCGUGCCGUGGUAA
Messenger RNA from Recurvomyces mirabilis, 2079 nucleotides. RefSeq lists its product as uncharacterized. NCBI's taxonomy places the organism in Eukaryota, Fungi, Ascomycota, Dothideomycetes, Mycosphaerellales, Teratosphaeriaceae. Gene Ontology annotation, biological process: carbohydrate metabolic process. The transcript is spliced from 4 exons. The coding region runs from base 1 to 2079 and encodes 692 amino acids. The record is from RefSeq and is a predicted model, not a curated record.